AUGGGGGGCGGGAGUCGGGAGGCAAGGGAGCACACACGUACGGGAGGCGGGAGAGCAUGGUACGGGACGCGGGAGACUCCGGCCCCCCUGGCNAAUCCAAAGUCAAGACCGCUUGAAAAUUCAACUCCAACAUUUCUUGUAGAUACGUUUUAUUUAGGUGUGGGGUUCUUGGAACGUUAUGGCUGGCUUAUUGUCAUUGGACUUGUCAUCCUGGUAUUCCUGUGGAGCAAACUGAAACCAUACUGGAAAGAACUACAGAACAAGUGGGAAAGACAGCAAGAAAUCGCAAACUUUGACCCAAUAAAAGCAGCCAGUCAACAGGAAAGAAUGGAGGAUGCCAGAAGAAGGCUGCAAGAAAAACAGGAUGCAAAAGCUGCUAAGUUUAUGGAGGACCAAAGGGUGGUAAGUACUAUGGUGAAACAUGUGAAAGUGUAGUGUGAUUGUCCGGGUGAGUGUAGUCCUGA
This is a messenger RNA of Stylophora pistillata, 464 nucleotides long. RefSeq names its product selenoprotein S-like. Lineage: Eukaryota; Metazoa; Cnidaria; Anthozoa; Scleractinia; Pocilloporidae. The record is from RefSeq and is a predicted model, not a curated record.